UUUCAAGUUUCAACUUCCUUCUCUCGAGUCUCGCGUCAACAAAGAAAGAGAGAGAGAGAAAAAAAAAAACAUUAAACCAUUUUCACCUUUUCAGGCGUAGCGCAUGCUCCAACUAACGCAACAUAAAAUAAAAAGUUAAGUAAUCUGAAACCUCCAACUUAGCCGCCGCACAAUGACGGUGUUUUCCGCCAGGCAGGUGUUUCCGGUGGACUACGUGGCCGAAGUGUCGCAGCGCCUUCUAGAAGCCUCUCACUCCGGCGAUCUCCCCCUCGCCUUCCACUGCAUUGCCGAUCCCUCCGUCGACGUCAACUUCGCCGGCGCCGUUACGCUCAAGACCGCCGCCGCCGACCUCCUCCUCCUCCCGGAAUCCCCCAGCCAGGUCCGCCUCCACUUCCAGGAAUUCGUCUCCGACGUCUCGCCGCUCUUCCUCGCCGUCCACGCCGCCAACGCCGCCCUCGUCAGGAAGCUGCUGAGUGUGGGAGCUGAUGUAAACCAGAAGCUCUUCAGAGGCUUUGCCACGACUGCUGCAGUAAGGGAGGGUCAGUUUAAAAUUCUAGAGACCUUGCUCAAAGCAGGAGCAUCGCAACCAGCAUGUGAAGAAGCUCUUAUAGAGGCAAGUUGCCAUGGUCAAGCAGGGUGUGUAGAAUUGCUCAUGAGCUCAGAUUUGAUCCGACCUCAUGUUGCUGUACACGCUCUAGUGACCGCAAGCUGCAGGGGGUUUGUAGAUGUGGUUGAGACGCUCAUAAAGUGUGGUGUGGAUGCGAGUGCGACAGACCGGGUGCUUUUACAGUCACUUAAGCCUUCUCUCCACACAAAUGUAGAUUGUACUGCACUUGUUGCAGCUGUAAUCCAUAGGCAGGUCCCUGUUGUUGAUUUGUUACUGCAGAAUGGUGCUAGGUUAGACUUAGAAGUGAGGCUUGGAGCGUGGUCAUGGGACACUUCAACUGGUGAAGAGCUUCGUGUGGGUGCUGGGCUGGGAGAACCUUAUGACAUCACCUGGUGUGCAGUUGAGUAUUUUGAAAGAAGUGGUGCUAUACUACGCAUGCUCCUGCAACAUGUCUCCUCCAAACCUCACCAUGGAAGGACCCUUCUACACCAUGCCAUACUUUGUGGCAACGUUGAGGCUGUCAGGGUGCUCUUAGAAUGUGGUGCAGAUGUGGAAUCCCCAGUUAAAACAACCAGCAAGACAGAGUUCCUUCCUAUACACAUGGCAUCUCGUCUAGGCUUUCCAACAGUUAUUCAAUGCCUUAUUGAUUUCGGUUGUGAUUUGAACUCUACAACAGACUCUGGUGACACGGCUUUGAUGAUCUGUGCAAAAUGUAAACAAGAGGAGUGUGUCAAAGUACUAACAAAAGCUGGUGCUGAUUUUGGCUUGGUGAAUAUUUCUGGUCAAUCUGCAAGUUCAAUUGCUGAGUCAAAUAAGUGGUCACUUGGUUUUCAACAAGCAGUGUUGGAUACAAUUAGAAAAGGCAAGAUACCCAAAUCCAGCAAUACUACUUUUUCCCCUUUAAUUUUUGUAGCUCAAGCUGGGGAUACUGAAGCAUUGAAAAUUGUCAUUGAAUCUGGAGAAUUUGAUCUCGACUAUCAAGAUGAUAGUGGUUUCUCUGCAGUUAUGCAUACUGCUUCAAAUGGCCAUGUGGAUUCUUUCCGUUUGCUGGUGUAUGCCGGAGCUGAUGUAAAGUUGUGCAAUAAAUCUGGUGAGACAGCAAUAACCCUCUCUGAAAUGAAUCAUAAUUGUGAUUUAUUUGAAAAGGUCAUGCUUGAAUUUGAGCUUGAAAAGGGAAACAUCAAUGCUGGUGGAUUCUAUGCUUUACAUCGUGCCGCUCGUCGUGGUGACUUGGAUGCUGUUACAUUGCUCACCAGCAAAGGCUAUGAUGUCAAUGCCCCUGACGGAGAGGACUACACUCCGCUCAUGUUAGCAGCAAGGGAAGGGCACGCGUCCAUUUGCAAGCUUCUAAUUUCACACGGUGCUCAUUGUAAUGCCAAAAAUGCUCGGGGGGAAACUGCACUUUUACUUGCAAGGAAAUUCGCCGGAGGGAAAAACGAUGCAGAGGCUGUUAUACUAGAUGAACUUGCUCGCAAAUUGGUAUUAAGUGGUGCCUACGUUCAGAAGCACACCAAAGGUGGGAAGGGCUCUCCACAUAGGAAACAAAUGCAGAUGUUGAAAUCUUCAGGUGUGCUAUGUUGGGGGAAGUCUAGUCGGAGAAAUGUGGUGUGUUGUGAGGCAGAGUUAGGACCAAGCUCAGCAUUGCGUAGAAAUAGGUACAAGAAAGGUGAUGCAGAUGAACCUGGAGUGUUUAGAGUCAUCACUAACAAGAACAGGGAAGUGCAUUUUGUAUGUGAUGGGGGGCUAGAAGUUGCUGAGCUUUGGGUGAGGGGAAUUAAACUUGUAACCAAAGAGGCUAUUUUUCAUAAGUAGAGGUCGGUUUAAGUAGUAGUGUUAGUGUUGAUAUGGUAGGAUGUAUAGGUGUUUGAAGUGGUACUUCAACUCGAAGUACUUUAACUGUUUAUUAUUGUAAAGAUUUUGAUCUCAACUAUUGUACAUCCUUAUGUUUUUUUUGGA
Cajanus cajan (pigeon pea) is the source of this 2563-nucleotide messenger RNA. Its product is annotated as ankyrin. The record is from RefSeq and is a predicted model, not a curated record. Gene Ontology annotation, molecular function: protein binding. NCBI's taxonomy places the organism in Eukaryota, Viridiplantae, Streptophyta, Magnoliopsida, Fabales, Fabaceae.